AUGGCUCUCUGCUCCGUCAAGGACAGCAAAUCGACAUCUGAUCAAAUUAGGCAUCAAUCGGAUGAAGACUCCGGAGUGGAAUUCGGCCAGUCCCCCCUCCUGGAGGUAGCGUGCAUCAACCAUAGGAAGAAGCUCUCACAUUCCAAGAAACGAAGCCUCCUCGCUCUGCGCAAGAGCUUGUGCAGCGACUCCGGGAUCAGUGACCACGAGCGACCCGCAUCGCGUGAUUCGUCUUCCAGAUUGCCCUCGAGCCCGGAAGUCUCUUGCCUUGACCUCACUUUGAAGGACACCUUGCUGAGCGCAACGAAACGGAGCGCCAUCGAUGAUUCUUCAGACGUCGACACCUCGGACCAGUUACCGCCGAUAAAGAAAGAAAAAGCCGAUGGCGACCUGGUUGGGGACGACAGGACGGUGAUCCGCCAACGGAGGAUUGAAGCUAACGCUCGAGAACGGACCCGGGUCCACACGAUAGGAGCCGCUUUCGACUCCUUGCGAAAAUCUAUUCCCGCCUUCUCGGACGGCCAGAAACUCUCGAAACUCGCGAUCCUCCGCGUAGCGAGCUCCUAUAUUCUCGCCCUGAGUUCCCUGCUGGAGGAUCAGAAGGAGAGUUUCGCCGAAAGUGUACAAGCGUGCUCCUCGGCUAUACAUUUGGAUGGCAAAAUACGUCGAAGAUAA
Molecule: messenger RNA, 675 nt
Organism: Galendromus occidentalis (western predatory mite)
Lineage: Eukaryota; Metazoa; Arthropoda; Arachnida; Mesostigmata; Phytoseiidae
Product: protein atonal homolog 8-like
Exons: 1
Coding region: 1-675 (224 amino acids)
Biological process (GO): positive regulation of transcription by RNA polymerase II; anatomical structure morphogenesis
Cellular component (GO): nucleus
Molecular function (GO): protein dimerization activity; DNA-binding transcription factor activity; E-box binding
Source: RefSeq, a predicted model, not a curated record